AUGUCGAUCUUCAGUGGUGCAAACUUGGGCUGGUUCUACUCGUUCGCUUCGUCCAUGACCGGCGCCACCAUCAAUUCCUCCGCUUCAACCAAGUCAAUAGGCCUCGCCGGCGCUUUUUCCAACACGCCUCGCGCUGAUAUGACUGUUACUGUCACUGUCAAGAAGGGCUAUGAAACCGGCACGCUCAAGCUCUCGCCCCGCGUCCGCUCGAACUCCGAAAUUCUAGGCAAGCUCCCCGACGGCACCGUCAUCCACGACGCAUCCUACGAGCCCAUGAAAGCCGUCGUGCAGCACCUCGACGGCGACGAUGACUUCGACUACAUCCUGAAGACCGACUCCCGCACCCCGCUGCGCAUCGUGCAAGUCUGGACUCUCGCAGGCCAGCUGAAGCUAUUCAACGUGCAGAACCGCCUGAUACAAGCGGCGACGGAGUUCUAUCUGCGCCACUGGAAGCGCUACCAGUUCGUCCCAGAUGUCGAGCCCUUCCAGUUCAUCUAUAAGACGUUCGGGACGCUAGGCGAGUCGCGCAUCGGCCUGUUCAUCGUGACCUUCUACGCUGGUCUUGCGGGGCCUUGGUUCGCUGCGGACACGCCUGAUAUGCCGUAUGAGUUGCGGUGCCAGCUCGUGAAGAUGGCGAAUGCUAUCCAGGCUAUGGGUAUGGAUUUCAUUUUGAUGGCUUGGGAGCAGGCUAGGGUGGAUAAUCAUAAGGGCGAUUCGCGCAAGGCGCCGGAUCUGAAGCUCGAGAUCCCUAUGGCGGAUUCGUGUAGCGAAUAUGGUAGGGGUCAGCUUGCUAUUGAGGACGGGAACGCGUAUGCUGCGAGCUACGCUUCUUCGAACGUUUCCGGUUGUACUGCAGGCUCAGGCGCAUCGAAUCUGAGCAAGGCAAACAUUGACAAGCUCCAGAAGCUGGGCAAGGCACCUUCCGCCAUCACCUCCCGCAUUAUUGCUGAGAUCAACAAGGCCAAGCGCAACGGUGGUGCAAAGUCAGAUGCGUCCGGCCAUUCUCGCGGCUCCUCCCAUCGCUCUGAGGGCGGCAACUCGGGCACUUCACGCAACUCUGCGACCUCCUCGCGCGGUAGUAGCAAGGCCAACUCCUUCGCAUUCCACUGUUCUAGGCACUCCUGCCGUAGUGAAUCGGUCAAUUCCGGCGCGUCCAAGGUCUCGAAAGCUUCGUCCAAGUCGAAGUCGUCCCGUACGCCGUCUGAGAUGGAAAACGAGCUGAACAAGUAUGCCCGUGCGGGUGCUGUCUUUGCGAACGCGCUGCCUCCAGGUACACGUACGGCUCCGCGGACAGUCUUCGACGGCGGAAAGUCGGUAGCAGUUUCGGACUCGAUCUCCCAGGCACAUUGUGGAUCAGUUACGUCCACCAACUCCAAGGACGGCAAGACAAAGAAGACUUUGAGCGAGCUUUUCGGUCAGUAG
This is a messenger RNA of Trematosphaeria pertusa, 1422 nucleotides long. RefSeq lists its product as uncharacterized. NCBI's taxonomy places the organism in Eukaryota, Fungi, Ascomycota, Dothideomycetes, Pleosporales, Trematosphaeriaceae. The record is from RefSeq and is a predicted model, not a curated record. The transcript has a single exon. The coding region runs from base 1 to 1422 and encodes 473 amino acids.